Paramecium primaurelia is the source of this 974-nucleotide messenger RNA. The record is from the annotation of a GenBank genome assembly. NCBI's taxonomy places the organism in Eukaryota, Ciliophora, Oligohymenophorea, Peniculida, Parameciidae.
AUGUCUAUAUGGCAAGAUAAAUGCGUUCUGGAUUAUCAUAUUUAAGUAUAUAAUAUUUAAUGAAGUAAUAAAUAAAAUUAGAUGCAUUAGAAGAACUAUAUUAGGAAUAUAAGUAAAAUGAAAAGCGUGUUUCAAAAUAAAAUUAAAAACAUGAACAAAGAAAGAAAUAUAAAAAUAAGAAAAAGAAAAGUACCAGUAGUAGUAGUAGUAGUAGUAGUAGUAGUAGUUCAUCAUCUACUAGUUCAAGUUUUUAAAAAAUUACUAGUUCAAGUGAAUCUGAUAGUUUACCAUCUUUACCUUCGAAUUCUAAAUAUAAUAAAAAACAUGAAAAAUUUUAGACUAAAAUUUUAGAUUUUGUUAUUGAUAUUAAUCCUCCUAGAAGAGAUUAUUUAAUAGAAUAUGAAUUGAAUGGACAAAAAAAAAUGACUUCAAUGAAAAAUUUAAAUGAAAAAAUAAAUAAACUAAAUAUUUAGUCAAAAUAAAUAUAAAAUGAUGAUGACAAAAAUGAACCUAUUGAUGAUAAUUUGAAGUAAUAAUUAUUAAAUAUAAUAAUUUUAGAUAAGAUUUAAAAGAUUAAUUAGAACUUGGAGUGAAUAGAUAUUAUUAAUAGAAUCCAUUUGAAUACUGUUUUAGAUGUAAAUAAUCAGGACAUUAAGAAAGAUAAUGUACUGAAUAAUAAACAAUAUAAUGUAACUAUUGUUUAAGUCAAAAGCAUAUAGGAGAUAUUUGUUCUAAUGUCUCAUGUUUUAGAUGCAAUUAAAUGGGACAUAGAAAAAAUGAUUGUAGGGUAACAUCAUUUUAUUUACAUAUAGACAUAAUUAUAAUAAUAAUAAUGCAUAAAUUGUGGUAAAAAUAGUCAUAAAGAAUCAGAAUGUGGAAUUUUAAUUCAAUAAAUAUAUAAAUUAACAGAUUAGAUUGAAUGCCUAGUUUGUAGAUUAUAUGGGCACAUAAAUUGUUAAAAUAAUAUUAUUUGA